UGGACAUAGAGGUGUCAGUCAGUAGACACGAUUGUUCUCUUUCGAGUCCGACUGGUCUUUCUCUGGUAUAUGGCGACACGCCGAUAGGAUUUGAUCACGUUGCUCACAGGCAGGCAGGCAGGCAGGCAGCCAUGCACACGUUGCACUCACCACUUCACUUCACCCACCACACAGUCUGCCAGCCACUCAUGGAUGCGAUCGAUGCACUUCUUGCACGACUCCCAGUCAGUCCUCCUCAAUCAGCGGCGCUUGAAUGUCAUGUGCUGGGGACAAUGGCGGCCUUCGGUGUAAGCGGCUGGGAACGUCCACCUGCGGCAGCCCUUGGUGGCAGCGGAGGCCUCUGAAUCCAUGUCGUUUUGGUCGAGGAAUCCGCUCGCCUGCAUUGUUAGACGGGCCGUCACCUCUGCAGCCAGCCAACACGCCCAAGAGAUAAGUGAGGCGUGUAGGGGGAGGGGGGAGGGAUGGAGACACGCUGUCUCAGCUGUCUCACGCACUUACCCUUGUCAGAUGGAAAUGCCGCGCCUCUGUCGGUUCUCCCUUGCCUCCCCCGUCCAUAGUCUGCAUUCAAUCAGCACAGACAUCAUCAAAACAUGCACCAGAGGUGCAUUGGUAAGGAAGGGAUGGAGACACAUCGUCGGUGUCUCACCUUGGUGAACAGUGACCUUCGUAUAAUCCUCUCCUCCAAAUCCCAAUCCUCCUGCUGUCGUACGAUAUUGGUCCUCCUCACCGUGGCGCUCAUGGACCCAUCCACAGCCAUCCUGGGUGUCGAUCGUGGUGCUCGACGUCUUGGUGGUCUUCUGUGCCUCGUCCUCCGUCUUGUCGUGCGGCUUCCGGAUCAACCCGAUGCAGCGACUGGCCAGCUCUUGCAGCCCGACCACCAUGCCGUCAUAAAGUGCGUUGGCGAAGCCCUGGACCAUGAAACUGGAGGAGUGCUCCAGCCACCGCGGCUGCUCCUCUUGCCCCAUCUCCCCCCUGGCCAGUAAGCUUCUGUGCUGCACGCUUCUCGGCCCGCUCUUGCUCUUGCGCUCGUAUCUCCUCCUUGACGAUCUUGUGCCAUUCCUGCAAUCCCUCUCUGAUUUGUCGCAGGCGCCGGCUCUCUCCUGAUCGGCGGUCUCGGCAACCAUUCGGCCAGCUUGGAUGCCCUUCGCGCACAAGACACUUCAAUUGAGACACUUCGUCCGUCCCUGGCCCUUACCCCCAACCCCACCCUGCCAAUUUCUCGUGUGCGUAUGCCGAUAGUGAUGGCCGACUCCCUUUGCCACCCGGCGAUAUCCGGUGCCCUGUCUUUUGCUUCGAUCCAAUGUAACGCAGCUGGUUCCCAGUAAGGUUCGAUUUCGGGGGUCGCCGGGUCUCGCUGCAAUGAAUACCAGACGGAUGCACUGAUUGGGG
This is a messenger RNA of Vitrella brassicaformis, 1389 nucleotides long. Lineage: Eukaryota; Vitrellaceae. The record is from the annotation of a GenBank genome assembly.